AUGGCAGACUGGAUCGAGACUAGCAACGGGAAUCGCAUCUCCAAGAAGGCUACGAUCACGGGGUCGCAGCGGAUCCUGAUAGCAGGUUCGUGCCUUAUUCGUGAGAACUGCGUGGUAGAGGGCAACGUGCGCACGCUGGAGAAGUCUGCUAGCGCGAUUUCCAUGGGGCGUUUUUGUAUGCUUGGUAGGGCAUCUGUAGUGAAGCCGGCGGUUAUCGGAUACAAAACCGACAAGAACACGGGCAAAUCGGUAUCAAUCCACUGUCCACUGGUCAUGAACUCUUAUACGCUGGUGAAACCGGGCGCACAGAUACACUGCAAGCGUAUGGGUAGCCGCGUUGUCGUAGGUGCGAACUCCAUCCUCGCCCGCUGCUGCACCAUCGGGGACGUUGUGAUAAUCGAAGACGAUGUCGUGGUUCCUGAGAACUGCUAUGUCCCGUCCUUCUCCAGGGUACGAAGACACUCCGAGUGGCCUGGAUCCAUUGACAUCACGCCCCUGAACGAUAGUAUGCGCCAGGUGAUAGAAAACUGGUGCAAGCAAGAGUACCUGGGAAUGACGCCGGACUACGACGACUAA
Messenger RNA from Eremothecium gossypii ATCC 10895, 576 nucleotides. RefSeq names its product ADR004Wp. The record is from RefSeq and is marked provisional. Lineage: Eukaryota; Fungi; Ascomycota; Saccharomycetes; Saccharomycetales; Saccharomycetaceae. Bases 1 to 576 code for a protein of 191 amino acids. The transcript has a single exon.